GACGUCAUACGAUUUAGCAACCGGCGCGCGGCUCGGAGGAAACGGCGUGUGUUGGCUCGUGUCUUCCUGUAAAGUGCUCUUUGUGUCAAUAUGGCCUCAGAUGACAUCGCUCAGCUGGCUGAUGCUCUUUCCAAGACCCAUGUCGGGGAUGGAGAGUUGAGCUACAAAGGCCUGGGACUGAAGCUUGACAACGCAGAAUCAGUGGAGGAGCUGGUCCGGGAGAUAGAACAGUACCAGGGUCUGAGGGCUUUGCGUCUCGAAGGAAACACUGUGGGAGUGGAUGCAGCCCAAGCCAUCGCUAAAGCUCUGGAGAGCAAAGACCUGCUCCAGAGAUGCUACUGGAGUGACAUGUUCACUGGAAGGCUGCGCUCUGAAAUCCCAACAGCCCUGAGGUUCCUGGGCAGUGCGUUGAUGAGUGCUGGAGCCAGGCUGACUGAGCUAGACCUGAGUGAUAAUGCGUUCGGGCCAGAUGGUGUCAAGGGGAUUGAGCAGCUGCUGAAGAGCCCUUCCUGCCACACCUUGAGGGAGCUACGGCUCAACAAUUGUGGCAUGGGGAUCGGUGGAGGAAAGAUCUUGGCUGAAGCUUUGAUCGAGUGCCACAGACAGUCAUCAGCCCUUGGAGCUCCGUUUAAACUGAGAGUGUUCAUCGCAGGAAGGAACCGCCUGGAAAAUGAAGGAGCUAGUGCCCUGGCUAAGGCUUUUCAGUUGAUGGGCAGCCUGGAGGAGGUUCACAUGCCUCAGAAUGGAAUAAACUACGCUGGUGUGAUGGCGUUAGCUUCAGCCAUGCGACAAAACCCAGAGCUUCGAGUCCUUAACUUCAAUGACAACACCUUCACCAAGAAAGGAACACUGGCCAUGGCACAGGCUUUGAAGCACCUCAGGAAUGUCCAGGUGAUUAACUUUGGUGACUGUCUGGUCCGCUCUGAGGGAGCCAUCGCCCUCGCUGCGGUCCUGAGAGACGGACUGCCAAUCCUCAAGGAACUCAAUCUGUCAUUUGGUGAGAUAACUGAGGCAGCAGCUUUGGUGGUGGCUCACGCUGUCAUGGACAAACCUUACAUGGAGAAAGUGGAUCUGAACGGUAAUUGUCUGGGAGAGGAGGGCUGUGAGGCUUUGAGAGAAGCUAUGGAGAACAUGGACAAAGAUGACAUGCUGGCAUCGCUCAGUGAUGAUGAGGGAGAACCUGAUGACGAAGAUGAGGAUGAUGAUGAUGACGACGAUGAAAACAAUAAUGAUGAUGAUGCUGAUGAUCACUGUAAUGAAGACAGUGAGGAGUACGGCGAGAUUGUGAAAGAAAAUGGAAUGUCAAAAAAAGAAGACAGUCCUGCUAAACCUCAGAGCCCAGCAGAAAUCAUGUCUUUCCUCAGCUGCCCCUCCAAAGAAAAGCUGCUUCAACUGGGAGAGAUGAGGACAAGCAUUCAGCAACAGGUUGAUGCGUCUGAGCCACACGAGGCUGCUGAUGUCCUUUUGAAAAUUGGCUCCCUGUACAGCGAGGACCCAGAAACCAAGACCGCUGUUUUAGAAACCAUUGACGCUGUGCUGAAGAAGCUGCUCUCUGGAUCUGUCCUCCAGUCUUACUGUUUCCUCUCCACACUGCUGGUCUUGAUGGGACUACUCAAGGGAGAGGGGAAAAUGAAAAAAGUGUUGCUGGUCCCGGGUCAGCUGUUAUGUUUGGAACAUGCUGUCCAGCAGGAAUACUUCCCUCAGCAUCACGCCUCACUGCUUCACAUCUUCCUGUCCAAGAACAGCGAAGCUCUCAAGUCGUGCAGCAGUGCCGGAGAGCGGCUGAGCUCUGCUCUGGAGAAGAAGUGCCACGACAAGCACUGAUCCGACCAGCCGUUGCCAGUACCAACACAGGGACACAGACACACACUGUACUGACAUUCAUGUUUUUUCGCCAUCAGAACCAACAGGGAUGCUUAACACUUGAACAAAGGACAAGUACAACCACUGCUGUCCAAUCCUGAUUUGUAUAUUUUAUGAAGGCAAGACUGUCCAGAAUGUCUUAAUUAUUUUUCUACUUUUGCUUGUGACUUAUAUUUUUUUAUAGAAAAUAGAUUUAAUAAAAAAUAGAGAGCUACACAUCAGUUAGCUGUGGGCAUAAUGUGUAAAGAAACAAGUUCAACUGGCUGUAACCUGAAGUGAAGCUAACAUUAGGCACUGUCCAUCUGGCACCUUUGGAAACAUAUCUGUUAUUUAGAUAAGUUUAUCUUCAAAAUCCACUGUUAAACAAUGACAAAGCAGCACAUCUGUUUCAGAUCAGGUUCCUGUGUGUCUAUGGAGAUUAUUUCCAAGUCUUGAUAAAUUUGGAAUUAGUACAAUAAAGACAAGCAAAGUGUGGUGAAUAUUGUGAUAUUGUCUUAACAAGCACACAACUACAGAUUGGCUGUAGUUUUAGACGUGCAUCUCACAGACUUUAUGUUGCUGUGGAAACUUAGUUAAGGAGUGCUGAGACUGAAAUGGUAAUUCCAAAAUAACUACAGUCUGAAAAUGAAAAUAAAUUAGUCUAAAAUACAAAGGUGACUUUAUUGUUUUUUGACAUUGCUUAUUUGUAAAGAAGACAAGCUUUUAGGAGAGUCUGUCCAGUCAUCACAAUCAUCACACUGCUGCUCAUGAGCUCCAGUCAGUUCAGACUGUCAGCAACAGAAGCAACACACAAUCAUGAACCUGAACACAGCAUGUGUGUAAAUCAGCCUGGACUGAACACAGCCAUAGAACUGCAGGGAUCAGGGGACCGCAAUCACUGUUAUCUGAUGUUCCUUUUUUGAAAAAUGUGCUCUUUAUAUGACUUUGUGUUGUACAAACUCACUCACUGUGUAUUACCUCAUAUCGCUCUUUGUGUCUUGGUGAUGUAAUGGAGCAUUUAAGGGAAAUGGGAAUGGAAUCUACUUUAAUGGCAUUGAGAUCAACUGCAUUUAUUCAAUCAUGAGGAUGUUUGUUUGCCUGAUAUGUUGUUAAUUUGAACUGAAUGCUCUGUUUUUCGAAAUAUAACACAUCUAACAAGCCUGA
Messenger RNA from Stegastes partitus (bicolor damselfish), 3006 nucleotides. RefSeq names its product ran GTPase-activating protein 1-like. The record is from RefSeq and is a predicted model, not a curated record. Gene Ontology annotation, biological process: nucleocytoplasmic transport; activation of GTPase activity; signal transduction. The coding region runs from base 91 to 1824 and encodes 577 amino acids. Lineage: Eukaryota; Metazoa; Chordata; Actinopteri; Pomacentridae. The transcript has 16 exons. Gene Ontology annotation, molecular function: small GTPase binding; GTPase activator activity. Gene Ontology annotation, cellular component: cytosol; nucleus; perinuclear region of cytoplasm.